AUGACGGAAGAGUAUCUUCACCUUGCACAAACACAGAGCCUGGAGUUAUACUACUACAGGGCAACACUUGACUUUUAUGGAGUUUUCACUCUCUAUUCUUAUCCAAAGACUCCCGGUGGUGGCGAAAGCUGGUCCGUGUUCAAGGCUUGGCCAACGGACAUAUGCGGUACAUUUAUCGGCGCGGCAAGUCAACGUGGAAACAGAUUCGGAAUCGGUCCUUGCGGUUAUAACAGCAUGUGUGAACCCAUCGAUUGGAGGCCUAAUUGUACAUGUCCCCCAGGAUUUUCUUUCUUGGAUGAGAAGAAUCAAUAUGGAGGCUGCAAACAAGAUUAUCCAAACAAACCUGAAGAUUGCAGCCCCGAUGGAUCCACCAUCGGGGAAGAUCGGUUCGAAUUCAAGUCGAUUUCCUUCGCUAAUUUUCCGUUCAGUGACUAUGGAAUAUUGAGACCUGCAACUGAGUUGGAAUGCAAGCAAUCUUGCCUACGUGACUGUUCUUGUGCAGUUGCCAUUUAUCCAACUUCAAGAAUAGAUGGCAAUGCAACUUGUUUUAAAAAGCAAUUACCACUUUUUAAUGGGGUGAGGAACAGAGGUACUCUUGAUAGUACAGUUCUAGUUAAGGUACUUAAGCAGGAUGCAUCGAGGAAGAACCCCGAAACACAGAAUCAAAGCAUAGAAAAUCGAGAUAGAACCGUUUUGAUCCUUGGGGUUCUCUUAGGCACCUCUGCAGUUUUCAGCUUCUUUUCUUUAGCUGCAAUUGCUCUUAUCUUCUUCUGCUUGUUCCGAAAAAGACUUCACGACUUAAGUGGUGUUCCUAACAGAAGAGAUUUAGAGACUAAUCUGAGGUUCUUCACAUACAAAGACCUCGAACAAGCCACGAACGGAUUCAAAGAAGAGCUAGGAAGGGGUGCUUUCGGCACGGUUUAUAAAGGAGAAUCGCAAUCGAGCUACGGAGAUCGUGUUGCAGUCAAGAAACUGGACAAGUUUGCACAAGAUGGCGAAAGGGAAUUCAAAACUGAAGUGAAGGUCAUCGGCCAAACUCACCACAAGAACUUGGUGAGACUGAUUGGAUAUUGUGAUGAAGCUGAGCAUCGACUUCUGGUCUACGAGUUCAUGGAAAACGGUUCGUUGUCGAGCUUCCUUUUCGGAGUCAUAAGGCCUAGUUGGCAACAAAGGCUGCAGAUUGCAUCAGGGAUUGCAAAAGGCCUCACAUACUUGCAUGAAGAAUGCAGCAAACAGAUCAUCCAUUGUGACAUAAAGCCUCAAAACAUACUACUGGACGAGUCGUUCACCGCAAAAAUAUCCGAUUUUGGGUUGGCAAAGCUUCUGAUGAACAACAAAACUCGAACGCAGACCGGCAUACGAGGGACAAAAGGCUAUGUAGCACCUGAAUGGUUCAGAAACACACCGGUUUCGGUUAAGGUCGAUGUUUACAGCUUCGGGGUGAUGUUAUUAGAGAUCAUAUGUUGCAGAAGAUGCGUCGAGGUUGAAAUGGAUGAAGCAGCGAUAUUAACAGAAUGGGUCUUCCGGUGUUAUAGUGAAGGGAAGAUCGGAAAACUGGUCGAAAAUGAUGAAGAAGCUACAAACGAUCUUGGGAAAUUGGAGAUGUUAUUGAAAGUGGCGAUUUGGUGUGCUCAAGAGGAGCCAAUGUUAAGGCCUUCCAUGAGGAUUGUGACCAUGAUGCUUGAAGGUGCUGUCCAUGUUCCUAGUCCACCAUGCCCUUUCCUACUUAAUACAAUGUCGAUGUCGACGACGAUGAUCUAGUUUCGAUGUUAAAUAGGGAUCGAAGAUCAAACUUCGAUCUUCUUUGCUGUAAUACAUGCCUGC
Messenger RNA from Hibiscus syriacus, 1824 nucleotides. Its product is annotated as G-type lectin S-receptor-like serine/threonine-protein kinase LECRK1. Gene Ontology annotation, molecular function: ATP binding; protein kinase activity. The transcript has 3 exons. The record is from RefSeq and is a predicted model, not a curated record. The coding region runs from base 1 to 1761 and encodes 586 amino acids. NCBI's taxonomy places the organism in Eukaryota, Viridiplantae, Streptophyta, Magnoliopsida, Malvales, Malvaceae. Gene Ontology annotation, biological process: protein phosphorylation.